This is a messenger RNA of Nerophis lumbriciformis (worm pipefish), 3606 nucleotides long. The record is from RefSeq and is a predicted model, not a curated record. Lineage: Eukaryota; Metazoa; Chordata; Actinopteri; Syngnathiformes; Syngnathidae.
AUGUUGAGAGAUGUGAGAAGAUCUUCUCAUGACCCCAUGGAACACAAUCUAAUCGUUAUGCUGUUUUGGCUGGUGGUGCUGCUCUGCAGCUCUGCUGAAGGUAGCAUUCUGUACCGGGUCCAAGAGGAGCAACCUCCCAACACUCUUAUUGGUAGUCUGGCCGCAGACCAAGGGCUGCCAGACUCAGGUCAUCUAUACAAGCUGGAGGUCGGUGCCCCUUAUCUACGUGUUGAUGGAAAGACCGGAGAUAUUUUCACCACAGAGAUCCCCAUCGACAGAGAAACGCUGCGAGACUGCCGCUUGCUUGUUAGGGGAAAACCCUGCUACCUGGAAUUUGAAGUAUCUGUAACUGAUCUGAUACAGAAUCAGAGCCCGAGACUUAUUGAAGGACGCAUCGAAGUACAGGACAUCAAUGACAACACUCCCCAGUUCCCUUCUUCUGUGCUGACAAUAUCGGUCCCUGAGAACACAAUCAUGGGGGCGCUGUUUGCCAUACCGUUAGCAACUGAUAGGGAUACAGAUAGGAAUGGCGUGAGUGAUUAUGCCUUGACAGCAGGACAAGAUGCAACAACGUUGUUUGGUUUGCAAGUGGCUGAUGACAGGGGUGGCAAACUACCACAGCUAAUUGUUCUGGGCAACUUAGAUCGGGAGUUCAAGGAUUCCUAUGACCUGACCAUCAAGGCUGUGGAUGGAGGAAACCCACAGCGCUACAGCAGCGCUUUGCUGCGAGUGGUCGUCACUGAUGCCAACGACAAUUCACCCAAGUUUGAAAAAUUAACAUAUGAAGCAGAAGUGUUGGAGAAUAGCCCAGUUGGACAUUCUGUACUUCAGGUCAAAGCAAAUGACUCAGAUAUGGGCCCUAAUGGAGAAAUUGAAUACACGCUUCACCAAGCAGGAGACCCCGUGCCGAAAUUCUUACGAAUCGAUCGCUCCACCGGUAUCAUUUAUGUCAAAGGACAACUGGACAGAGAAGAGAUUGACAGCUUGUCUUUCUACGUGGUAGCAAGGGAUAAGGGUCCUCAACCAAAGAGCUCCAAGACGUUUGUCACUAUUGAGGUGACUGACCAAAAUGACAAUCCUCCAGCUGUGGAGAUACGUGGAAUCGGUCUUGUGACUCACAGCGAUGGAAUCGCUAACAUUUCAGAAGACAUGCCCGUGGGAACAGCUGUUGCUUUGGUGCAAGUAUCUGACAAGGAUGAGGGAGGGAACGCAGUCGUCACAUGCGUGGUUGCGGGCGAUGUACCCUUCCAGCUUCGUCCAAUCAGCGAUUCGUCCAGUGACAACAAGAGGAAAUAUUUCCUACAAACCACUACUCCUCUUGACUAUGAAAGGGUUAAUGACUAUCGAGUGGAGAUAGUAGCUGUAGAUUCUGGAAAUCCAGCACUCUCUAGUACCAACUCAUUGAAGGUGCAGGUCACUGACGUCAAUGACAACUCUCCAGUUUUCUCCCCAACCUUGUUUGAGGUCGAUUUUGCGGAAGAAAACAAACCGGGGGAAAAAGUUCUGGAUGUUGUAGCGUCAGACGCAGACAGCGGCACAAAUGCUGAGCUUGUCUACAAUAUUAUGGCGGACUCAUCCAUCAAGGGACUGUUUGAGAUUGAUCCAAACACAGGGGAAGUCAGAGCCAGGAAUCCGCUCGAUCGAGAACACAAAGAGCACUAUGAGUUCCGGGUCACUGCAGCUGAUAAAGGAUCACCUGUCCAUAAAGGAACGGCAAGUGUUGUCAUUAAGGUCCUGGACCGCAAUGACAACGACCCGAAGUUCAUGCUUAGUGGCUACAGCUUCUCGGUAUUGGAAAACAUGCCUCCCCUCAGCCCGGUUGGAAUGGUAACAGUCAUGGACAUUGAUAAAGGUGAAAAUGCUCAAGUUCGUCUCUCCGUAGAACCCGAUGGAGGCAAAUUUGUUGUUCAAAACGGAACUGGCACCAUUCUAUCAAGCAUAUCAUUUGAUAGGGAGAAAGAGAGCAGCUACACUUUCCGUCUAAAAGCAGUAGAUGGAGGGCAACCAUCUAGGUCUUCUUAUGUGGGUGUUACCAUUAAUGUACUGGAUGAAAAUGACAAUGAUCCUGUUGUUACAAAGCCUUCCAAUUCUUCAUUCAGGCUUUUGUCACCCUUCGCAUCUCCUGAGAGUCACGUGGAGAUGGUAGAGGCUGAAGAUCUGGACAGUGGGCCCAAUGCUGAGCUGAUCUUCCACAUCGCAGGCGGUAACCCUUACCAGUUAUUUCGCAUCUCACCAUCCAGUGGAGAGAUUACUCUUGCAAAGGAGAUGGCUCCAAAAUACGGCGGACUUCAUCGUCUGGUGGUAAAAGUGAGCGACAGAGGGAAGCCGGCACGUCAUGCCACUGCCUUGGUCCAUAUCUACGUCAAUGAAACCAUUUCAAAUGUCACCUUAGUGGAGGCUCUAGUAGGACACAGUCUAUACACUCCACUAGACAGGGAUAUCGCUGGAGAUCCAGACAACGGCUUUGCCGUACAGCGGGGCAACAUUUUGUUUGGAAGCCUUGCCGGUGUGGCGGGUGUUGUCAUGCUUAUAUUGGUGGUUGUUUUCAUCCGCCACCGCAUCCAAACAGAAACAAAGAGUGGAUAUCAACCGGGCAAGAAGGAAACAAAGGACUUGUACGCACCCAAACCCCCACCGAAAAAUGCCAAAGGUAAACGAGGUAGGAAAGGAAAACCUCAGAAAUCUCCAAAGCCACUUGGGGAAGAAGAGGAAGUUAGCCUCCAAAAAAGCCUCAAGUUCAACCUUGAUGCAGUCAAUGAUAGCCCGAGGAUACAUCUGCCCCUGACUUACUCACCAGAAAGCCCUGACAUAGGCCGACACUACCGCUCCAACUCCCCGUUGCCCUCCAUUCAGCUGCAGGCCCAGUCUCCCUCUGGCUCACAAAAACAUCAGGCGGUGCAGGAUCUUCCGGCUACCAACACAUUUGUAGGGACUGGAGGAGAUGACAACUCCACUGGAUCAGACCAGUACUCUGAUUACAGCUACAAGACCAGUCAACCCAAGUACAACAAACAGCAUCCCCACCGCCGAGUGACCUUUUCCACUGCAAACCCUGUGCAGGACCUGCAGGACACCUCUCAGCACAGUUACUAUGACAGCGGCUUGGAAGAAUCCGAGACACCCAGCAGCAAGUCAUCAUCUGGCCCUCGCAUUGGACCUUUGACCCUGCCUGAAGACCACUAUGAGCGAACCACUCCAGAUGGCAGCAUUGGAGAGAGCGAACACCCUGAAAACGACAUUCGCUCGCUGCCUGAUGUGGCGAUGACCGGAAACUGUACGACUGAGUGCAGCGAAUUGGGCCACUCAGAUGCGUGUUGGAUGCCUGGGCAUCCCUCUCCUGUACGCAGGAGCAGGAACCCCCCCAAACUCUCCACCUUUGUGCCUUACCAGGAAAGAGGGAGUCUGGGACGUCUGGCAAAUGGCGGCGCCAUUCUGGCUGGCGAAGAGCACCGCUCUCGCCUCCCGCCCUCUCGCAGUGCCUAUUCUAGCAGCGGUCACGAUGCCGGUCAGGACUGCCCCUUGGAGGAGAUGCCCCUGAGCGUAACCUCCGAGUUCCCUCCCACCUCGCCGUCUGUCCUCACUCCGAAAAGAGAAAUCUAUCUGUGA